AUGUCUGCCGCUGGUGGUGGCACAGACCGUUCAGAGGAUCCAAGCCCUCACCCAAGCCCACAUGGCAACUUCGCCGACAACGAAACCGACGCGGGCAGUCCGGCAACGACUUGCACCAGUGUUCCUUCGUCCUGUGCCCCCGACGAUGACAGCUUCGGUAGUAUGGUCUCCGAGCCCCACUCCUUCGAUGAGGGCGAGCUCCCGGCCCUUCCUCUGCGCGGCAAGUACCACCGACACAUCUCCCGCUCGGCCCUCAUGCGCGACUCGGUGCACUCACUUCCCUCGAUCCAGAAUUUGCGAAUGCAGUUUGGCGGUGUCAAGCUCGAGCACCGCAUGGGCUCUGGUGUCGGCGUCCGCUCCUUCGGCGCUUUGGUGGAGGAGGAGGAGCAGCCCGAAGAGCGCCGCCGCCACAAGCCGUGGAAGGAGGUCCAGCUCUCGCGCGUUGCUCCAGAGGACGCUCGAGCGGAAGCGCUGCGUCUGACGGCCGACAUGCGCGAGAAGUGGCGGCUGUCCGCAACCGAAAGUGCGCCCUCCACCCCGGCUCCCUUGCCCGAAGAUCUGCGGAGCCUCUUCGUCGACACUGCCCGUGCGAUUCGCCGUGUUCGAGCUCUCACUUUCGUUCUCGUACCGCCGGCCGCGCGGCGAGUUUCGGCAUCGAGUGGGCGCAAUGCAACGUUCUCGACUCCCUCACGGCCUGCCAGUGGCCCGACCGGCCGCUCGGUUUCGGGUUCGAAGGACCGCCUGGUGGCGAGCCUCGCGACGACUCAGCCAGACCCCAGCGCACCUGUGCGCCGUGCGGCCCUCGAGCUUCUCGGCCACUUGCGUGGGCUUGAGGAAACUUGGCGUGUACAGCAGGACCCAGUCCCGACCGUUGUCGUGAUUCCAGACGGCGCUGAUUCGCCAUCGCCGAUGGAGCGACAGCAUUCUGGUGACACGAGUGCCUCCUCACCGUACGCUUAUGCUAACCGGCGCUUGUCGUCGACCUCCUUCGUGGCUCCCAACAGUUCUACGUCGAGUCUCUCGAUCGAGGACAUCUUCUCUGACGACGAGGAGUUCAACAUCAACGCGUUCGCUCGCGAGGCCGAGCAGUCCCACCACGAACCGUGGGAGGACAAGAUCACGUCCGAGGCGCGCGAGUACAAGAUGACUGAAGCGUCUGCUGCGGACGGAACCCGCGCUUCACUGCGGCGCUGGGCUGCGACGGUCGAGAAGGCGUUCAACGAAGCGCUCGACUCACCGCGCCUCGCGUGGCUCUCGGCGGAGCCUGGCACACCCCGCGCGCGGGCGUUCAUUACGGCAAACCUGAGCCCGGAGCAGGCGGCGCUCCUCCCUGCCGACGGAGCCGGCUUCCUUCAGCGCCUCGCGGACGGAUACCUGCUCUGCCAGGCUUUCAACUCGUCCGUCGCCUCUUCGUCACGGCCGUGGGGCUUCAUUCCCGCCGACGACAUCCACGAGACUCUCGCCGAGGCGCAAGACACAGGACGCGAGUGGACCUUCCGCCGUGUCGGCAAUCUGACCUGCUGGGCUGCGUACUUGAUCCCGAUCAAUAUGCCGACGAGUGAGGUCGCGCUCUCCCCGCCUGUACUUCCCGACUCGGCGCCCAUCAAGCCCGCCCCGCCGAAGGCGUUCCCGAGGCAGAGGCAGGCGUCUGCGCACCGUGCGCACUCGAUCGAGUUCGACCCGCUCGUUGUCGCCAAGGGCGCUGCUGGCUGGGAAUCCGCCCUGAAGGCUGUCGUCGAGGCCUGGGUCGAGGCUGCUGCUGCGGAAGUGACGGGCGGCACGGCCGCCCCGAGCCUUGCGGCGUCGUCCGUUGCGCCGUCCGAGGCGCAGCCGACGCCGGACGUAACCGCGACAGCUCUGCCGGAGCAGACGCCCGACGUUUCCGCUGCGCCGCUACCCGAAGCCGAGGAGCCGAAGAACGAGGCGCCCGACGCCGACGCAGAGCCAGAGAACGCCGUCGAGCACUCGCUCCAGUGA
Messenger RNA from Trichosporon asahii var. asahii CBS 2479, 1977 nucleotides. RefSeq lists its product as uncharacterized. The record is from RefSeq and is a predicted model, not a curated record. The coding region runs from base 1 to 1977 and encodes 658 amino acids. Lineage: Eukaryota; Fungi; Basidiomycota; Tremellomycetes; Trichosporonales; Trichosporonaceae. The transcript is spliced from 2 exons.